GCUACCGUCACAGCGCACGCAGCCAAAUCAUCAGUAACUGGCCUCAAUGAAAAAUCCCCUCCGAGCGGGAAGCCAAUCAUCUGACGCGGAAUAUCAAGCAGUUCUCAUCCAGCAGAUAGACGACAGCAGAGGAUGAUGGGCGAGCCGACAGGAUCUUGUGACGCAGUCUGACCCUUCCUGCAGUUUUCUAUCAGGUUGGAGACGAUUAGACAGUCAUGCCACCUCCAGUAGAUAUCGUGAAGGUUGCCAUUGAGUGGCCUGGGGCCAAUGCUCAGCUGAUAGAGAUGGAUCAGAAAAGACCUUUGUCCUCCAUCAUCCGAGAAGUUUGUGACGGCUGGUCUUUGUCAGGCUCAGAACAGUUUGCUCUGCGUUAUGCUGAUGGUCCUCAGCUCUACAUCACAGAGCAGAGCCGGGGAGACAUCAAGAAUGGCACCAUCCUUCGAUUAGCUAUUUCUCCAGCUCGUGCUGCUCGUCAGCUGCUGGAGAGGAUCCAGUCCCACAGUAUAGACGCUCGCCUGGAGGCUCUGAAAGAGCUGGCUAAGCUCUCUGCAGAUCCAACCUUUGCUGCAGAGUUCAUCAACAUGGAGGGCAUCGGGACUCUGGCUCGCCUCGUGGAGAGCGGCACUCACUUUGGGGAGAUGUUGGCCUUCACUCUCACGGCCUUCCUGGAGCUGAUGGAUCAUGGCAUCGUGUCCUGGGAUCUCAUCUCCAUCUCCUUCAUCAAACAGAUUGCAGGCUACGUGAACCAGCCGAUGGUGGACGUGUCCAUCCUGCAGCGCUCUCUGGCCAUCCUGGAGAGCAUGGUCCUCAACAGCCACAGCCUCUACCACCGAGUGGCCCAGGAAAUCACCGUGGGACAGCUCAUCGGGCACCUGCAAGUGUCGAACAAGGAGAUCCAAACGUACGCCAUCGCUCUCAUCAACGCUCUCUUCCUGAAGGCUCCAGAGGACAGGCGGCAGGAAAUGGCGAGCACUUUGGCUCAGAAACACCUUCGCUCCAUCAUCCUCAAUCAUGUAAUCAGAGGAAAUCGCCCUAUCAAAGCUGAAAUGGCGCAUCAGCUUUAUGUGCUGCAAGUAUUGACCUUUAACCUUCUGGAGGAGCGAAUGAUGACCAAAAUGGACCCAAAUGAUCAGGCUCAGAGAGAUAUCAUUUUUGAGCUGCGCAGAAUUGCCUUUGAUGGAGAAAGCGAUCCCACCGGUACGGAGAAAAGAAAGGCCACGUACACCAAGGAUUACAAGAUGCUGGGAUUCACGAACCAUGUCAAUCCAGCUGUGGAUUUUACCCAGACUCCCCCUGGGAUGCUUGCUCUGGACAACAUGCUGUAUCUGGCCAAGGUUCAUCAGGAUACAUACAUUAGGAUUGUCUUGGAAAACAGCAGCAGAGAGGAUAAGCACGAGUGUCCGUUUGGCCGCUGCGCUAUCGAACUCACUCGCAUGUUAUGUGAAAUACUCCAGGUCGGGGAACUACCGAACGAGGGUUGCAACGAUUAUCACCCCAUGUUCUUCACCCAUGACCGAGCGUGGGAGGAGUUCUUCUGCGUCUGCAUCCAACUGCUAAAUAAAACCUGGAAGGAGAUGAGGGCCACGGCUGAGGACUUUAACAAGGUGAUGCAGGUGGUGCGUGAGCAGAUUACGAGGGCUCUGGCAAUGAAGCCGUCGUCUAUAGACCAGCUGAAGAACAAACUGCGAGGCCUCAACUACUCCGAGAUUCUGCGUCUGCGGCAGUCCGAGAGAAUGAGCCAGGAUGACUUUCAUUCUCCACCUAUCAUCGAGCUGCGGGAAAGAAUUCAGCCCGAGAUCCUAGAGCUCAUUAAGCAGCAGCGACUGAACCGGCUCUGUGAGGGAAGCUGCUUCCGUAAACUGGGGAACCGCCGGAGGCAGGAAAAGUUCUGGUUCUGCAGACUCUCUCUGAAUCACAAAGUGCUGCACUAUGGAGACUUGGAUGAGUCACCUCAGGGUGAAGUGCCUUUUGAGCUGCUUAGUGACAAGAUCCCAGUCUCAGACAUCAAGUCUGUGCUGACGGGGAAGGACUGCCCUCAUAUGAAGGAGAAGAGCGCUCUAAAGCAAAACAAGGAGGUGCUGGAGUUGGCUUUUUCUGUCCUCUAUGAUCCAGACGAAACCCUCAAUUUUGUUGCACCAAAUAAAUAUGAGUAUUGCAUCUGGACUGACGGGCUUUGUGCGCUGCUGGGCAGAGAAAUGGGCAGUGACCUGACACGCAGCGACCUAGAUACUCUUAUCAGCAUGGAGAUGAAGCUCCGUCUGCUCGACCUUGAGAAUAUCACCAUCCCAGAAGCCCCGCCUCCUGUGCCUAAGGAGCCUAGCUCGUAUAACUUCACCUACAACUACAGCUGAAGUGUGUAUGCGGCUGCAGCGCAUGCACACUUGCAUGUUUGUCACAUAUGAACUCCAUCAUCAUUCGUCGUCAAGGUAUGAAAGGUUAGGUACCGCAUGUGGAGUCGAGAAAUUCAUAGAAGACAAACACUAACAAUCCAGCACUUAGAAGAGGAGUGUCCAAUUCCAGGUGAAGAGUGCCACUGUCCCUACCUCAGUCUGAUUACCUGGAUCAGGUGUGUUCUGCCAGAUGACAAAGCAGGACGGUGGCCCUUGAGGACUGCAGUUAGACACGUUAGGUUCUGUAUCUGUGGAGAAACUGAGUUGUAAAACUGUGAAUGGUCUCACAGGAGGGAGGCCAGGGUCCUCAAAACCAUCCAGAUCCACUGAAUGGUUCCUAUAGGAGUCUAUGUCAGGGUUGAGAAUUCGUGAAUAACCGAAAAUGCACGGCACAAGACGCAGAUGGAUGUACAUUUAAAGUAAAACAGAAAGCAAAAAAUAAAGUAGAACUUGAAAAUCUUUUACUAGAAAUCAUAACAAAAUAGGCUGGAAAAAGAAAAUAGUCAAUAUAAAUAAAUGAAAGGUGUGGUUAUGUCACCAAAUGGGUUUUAUGGCUUCAUAACCAUCAUCGUCUUCACUGGAAAUGACUUCAAUGAACCCCAGCUUUUCUGAAAAUAGACCAACCAGCCUGGCAGUUACUGGAACUACAGACCAAUCUAAACCUGUUUAUUAAAUAAACAUAAUUUAAUUUUUGUGCUGAUUUGAUCUCAAACAUAACAAACUAUUAAUUUUACUUAAAAAAGCCUUGGAAUCUUACCUGGAGUAUUCCGAAACCAAAAUUUUUGAUCUUCCCCAUUGACAUUUAUAGAGACGGACAAAGCAAGGCGUUGACGUCACCAUUGGAGAAUGCCUUACCUCUGGUUCCAGCCAAAUGAAGUCAGUUCAGUCGAAAUUUUUCCCCAGUAUGAAUUUCACCAUUUUGGGACCAGACAAAGCUCUAUAAUUUGUUACAUUUAAAAUUAUUAUUUUUCAUAAAAUUAAACUUAUGAGUUGAUGGUUUGCUCAAAAAAUUAUGAUGACGUCAUCAAGCGGUAGUAUCAACCGUAUUUCAAGACACUAUUUUCCUAUAUCUCCCUGUGGAUGUAGGGAUAGGGACAAGCUGUAGGAGCAGAAGAUGAAUUCAGUCCCACAUGAUUCUUAACUUUUUUCUGGAGACUCGGAAGAAAGCUAAGAGGCAACAUUUAUCCCUUUCUCCUGAAGACGGGUUUAAAAAUAAAAUAAACUGUAGCCAGGUCAAUUUACAAGAUCACCAUUCUGUAAAUGGCCCAAUUUUACAAAAGAAAAAAAAAACAUACUUACAGGCUAAGACUCUUUCAACGGUAAUAAUCAUGGAAACUUUAUUGUUGGUCAUUUUGUUUAAAUAAAUCUCAGAGUAAUAAAUGGUUUCAUAGUCUUCUGAUUGACAAGUAACUGUCGGAUUGAUGGCUCUAAAAGAAUCAGCUUUACGGGUCCCUUUAGCUGUCAGGCUUGUUUGUCAUUCCUCUAUUUCAGGGUUUUUUAUGGGGUUUAGUAACAUUAAAGUCGACCAAGAGGAAGAACUAGUGACCUGGCUACACAAUCUGUCUAAAAACAUGGUUAAAAGGAGACAGAGAAAUCGAAAUAGUCUGGUACUAACAAUCCAAAAGCAGCUCUGGCAUUAAAAUUAGACCAGAUAUGAGCAACAAAGGAAGAAUUAAUAUCAAUACGACAGAAAGUCAAAUAACUACCAAAAAAAUAUGACUAGAAACUAAAAAUAUAAAGAAGCAAUGUAAAACAGAAAUGUCAUUUCCUUACAAUUUGAUUAAAAGUGAUUAUUUUUGAAUAAAAACAGCAUAAUCUGUUUUAUGCUUUUCACUCUAGGGUACCUGAGAAUCAUUGCUGCUGCUCUACUCCCAAAAAGAGUCAAGGAUGAGCUGAAAGUUUAUGAAUGAAUAUAAAAAUCUCAUUUUUUUUCCCUUUUUUAGAGUUUUUUUUAAAGCACUUUAGUCCCGUCAAGAGGUGUUUGUAAUGUUAGGAAAUCAAGAAUGAAGCAACUUUCAUUCUAAUUUAAAGCCCGUGCUCUCUAAACGACUGCUUUACAACCAGCUGAACGAAACAGCUUCUCAUUACAGACUCAUUAGUUUAAGCAAAUCUCAUUAAAGGUCUGAUUAUAAAUGAAAAUGCAGAAAUACAGUAAGAACAAACGAGCUCUGGGGAAAUCGAAUCCUCGUCAUGACUUUGAAGCAAGGGACGGAGAACUAGAUAAGUUGUUAACAACACAUCUACAAAUUCAAGGUUCUGAAAAUCAAAUGGUUUUCCGUCUGAACACCAGAACUCUUCCCUGUUUUCAGAUCAAAUCCUGCUCCCACCUGUUAAACUAGAUGAAGCAUUAAACCCUUUAAAUGAAUAUGUGACUCUGGUGUUCAUAAGUGUGUCGUCUGACUGGAAUCUUUUCUACAUCUUUAUGUCGUUGAAUGUAAAGAAUCAUGUGUUUGAGGAGCUUUUGGCGCUGAAGUCAUUUCAAUCAUAUUCACUUCAUUGCCUUAUUAAUCACUGACACACUAUGAGUUUGGCUCCAUUUUAAAAUAUGUGAUUUUUUCUUUGUUUUUAUGACAAUUAUAUUGAAAAAUGUUACACCGCUGUAUGACGGAGGUGUAGCAGAUGCAAACAUUGUAAUGGUUGAAUGUCCGUUCAAAGGUGUUGGGACAGUUUUUAAUGGUGAUACAGUUAACCUUCAGUGUCAUUUGUACGUAAAUAUUUAGAGUUUGCAAUGUGGUAUUAAGCAUUUAUUACCUGCUUGCAAUCUGUAUAUUGUGUAUAUGUGCAACAGGAUAAAAGAACAUGUCUUUAGAUGAAACAAUCAGCAUAUUUAGUUAUGAUAUUGUACAAAUAAAGAGGAAAAACCUUCCUAACGUUAGACUGGAGCUACUAGAAACUCUUGCAAAACUGAAGCAAAGUCUGAAAAUCUGUUAUUUAAGUUGUGUAGACUUUCAGGGUACUGACAGUACAGACUUCAUACUGCAUGCAGCACAAAACUGUAACAUCUUUUCUUAUAGUGCAGAAAUGGCUCUCGGUACCACCUUAAAUAGGAUGCACUUGAAGACAAGUGAAAAGAGUGCUUUUGUUUUGCAUCCGUGUUAAGUUUUGACCAAAAAAAAAGACUACAUUUAUAAGACUAAAAGUAUUUAUGGUAAAAUCAUUGCUUUAACAUGAAGUGCCACAUUGUGUCUGCAUUUUUAGUAAAUAGUUACUGUGAUGUGAAGAAAAACAAAAAAGUCAUUUUUGGCUUUUAUUGUGUGUUUUUAACUGGAUGCCUUUGUGUUUGAACUGCUUAGAAAAAUCAAAGGCUUGACUUCAGACAGAGACAGAACUGCUCUGUAAUUCACUCAUGGUCAAAAAAAUGUCAAAUAAGUUUAUAAAUAAAUAAAUAAAAGAAUGUGCAAACUUUUCACCUGCCCAUAAAUUGACUUUUAACACUCCGGACAUGGAGUUUAUUGCUUGGUGGCAUUUCCUUAUAGCUGCUUAGUUACUUAUUUCCAAACUUUCUCCUGUUUGCUUGUUAACUAACUACUUGUAAUCACAGCUGCCACUUGCUUUUGCACUAUAGAACUAUAUUUUUGUAAAAGAUGGUGCAUGUUUGUUGUUUGUGAAGAGACUGGAUGUAAAACUGACCGUGCUUUAACGUCUUACCACUUCGUACAGUUCACUACUUUACCUUCAAACUGAAUUCUUUAUCAUCUAAAUGCUUAUGAAGUUGUUUUUUUCCCUCAGAACGUAACAACCCAGCAGUUAUUAAUGAUGUCAGAUGGUGAGGCAGUGCAAAAAAUAUUGCUAUUUACUGUUAAUGCUGUUUGUAAAAUGAAUGUGUUGGAAUUUUAGUUGUGUAUCUGUUUUACUUUAAAAGGAUAAAAUAUUGUGUUCUGCUGUG
Oryzias melastigma (Indian medaka) is the source of this 6276-nucleotide messenger RNA. It is a transcript of the gene elmo2, whose product is annotated as engulfment and cell motility 2. The transcript is spliced from 22 exons. Bases 216 to 2351 code for a protein of 711 amino acids. NCBI's taxonomy places the organism in Eukaryota, Metazoa, Chordata, Actinopteri, Beloniformes, Adrianichthyidae. Gene Ontology annotation, biological process: actin filament organization; cell motility. The record is from RefSeq and is a predicted model, not a curated record.